AUGGUGUCCCUAGGCAGAAAACGGCCAGUCUCUGGAGCUGUGAAUGAAGCUGGAGAUGAUCACCGACCUAUUCACAAACGGAAGAGGACUUCACAGAAGAGACCAAGUCCAGACCAACUGCGAAGCCUGAAUCAACGCCGCUCGCCCCUCCUGCGCCUUCCUCGCGAACUGAGAGAUCUGAUCAUCGAAGAAGCCCUCCCGUUCUGCGAGGGCCGAGAGUUCAGACUCUGGUACGGCAAAGGGACCUUACCCUCAGGACUACUUGGAACAUGCCAUCAGCUCCGCGAAGAGACCACCGAGUUAUUCUUCAAGACCAACACAAUCUGCAUCACCGGCCGCCAGAACAUCGAAGACAUGGUCGACAUGUGGAGCAAGCACCACAGGCUGAUCAAGAAAGUUCGACUCAUUCCCUGCGAGCGAUCAAGCUACGAGCGCGCCAUAGGUGUUGCCGCCUCGCACGCUAUUGACUGCGACCUCGAUCCGAAGACGGUCUGGGCGCCGUACUUUCAAGAGCCGUUGUCGCUUUCUUAUGAAGGAGCCUUCGGUACUUUUUCUGGGUUUGUGAACUACGCGGGAGAUACGGAGCCUUACGAUGCGGAGAGGUAUGCGAAGCUGUGGGAUAGUGCGCACUGGAGUCGUCAAGAUUCGAGACCUGCAGGGGAUGGAGCUCAACUGCGUCAAGCAGCUGUUGUGUCACUGCUCCUCAUUGUGGCUGCCUGGAACUUGGUCCAACAUCAGGUCCAACAAUGA
Messenger RNA from Fulvia fulva, 750 nucleotides. RefSeq lists its product as uncharacterized. The record is from RefSeq and is a predicted model, not a curated record. Lineage: Eukaryota; Fungi; Ascomycota; Dothideomycetes; Mycosphaerellales; Mycosphaerellaceae. Bases 1 to 750 code for a protein of 249 amino acids. The transcript has a single exon.